Molecule: messenger RNA, 4137 nt
Organism: Oncorhynchus keta (chum salmon)
Lineage: Eukaryota; Metazoa; Chordata; Actinopteri; Salmoniformes; Salmonidae
Product: myosin-11-like
Cellular component (GO): myosin complex
Molecular function (GO): ATP binding; cytoskeletal motor activity; actin filament binding
Source: RefSeq, a predicted model, not a curated record
AAUAGUUCAACCCUCAUCAGUUUAUCUGUCCCGUCCCGCUAUCUCGUGGAGUAACGUUUACCCAGACAAAGGAUAGACUACAUCCCGAGUCCAUCAUCUACCGGAGAAAGACUAAACUUUGAGACCGACCCUCCAAUUACUGACCCUCCAAUCACAGACGACCUUCCUGUCACCGACGACGACCUUCCCAAGAUGGCUGCCGACUCCGCCUCUGACGACAGCAAGUUCCUGCGGCAGGACGACGACUUCAGGAACAGUGGUGUGGGGCAGGCUGAUUGGUCGGCCAAGAAGAUGGUGUGGAUCCCGUCAGAGAAGGAGGGGUUUGAGGCCGCCAGCAUCAAGGAGGAGAAGGGAGACGAUGUGCUGGUAGAGUUGGCUAACGGUAGGAAAGCGACAGUCAACAAGGAUGACAUCCAGAAGAUGAACCCUCCUAAGUUCAGUAAGGUGGAGGACAUGGCAGCUCUAACCUGUCUCAACGAGGCCUCUGUCCUCCACAACCUCAAAGAGAGGUACUUCUCCAGCCUCAUCUACACGUAUUCAGGUCUGUUCUGUGUGGUGGAACCCUAUAAGAUGCUUCCUAUCUACUCUGAGAAGAUCAUUCAGAUAUAUAAGGGGAAGAAACGCCACGAGGUUCCUCCUCAUAUCUACUCCAUCACUGAUAACGCUUACAGGAACAUGAUGCAAGAGCGUGAGGACCAGUCAAUUCUGUGCACAGGUGAGUCUGGAGCAGGGAAGACAGAGAACACGAAGAAGGUGAUCCAGUAUCUGGCGGUGGUGGCUUCCUCUCACAAGGGCAGCAAGAAGGACACUGGAGCUGAGGCGCCAACACUAGUCAAGGGGGAGCUAGAGAAGCAGCUGCUGCAGGCUAACCCCAUACUGGAAGCCUUCGGGAACGCCAAGACCAUCAAGAACGACAACUCCUCACGAUUCGGCAAGUUUAUUAAGCUCAACUUUGACGUGACCGGAUUCCUGGUUGGAGCCAACAUCGAUACCUACCUGCUGGAGAAGUCACGCUGUAUCCGCCAAGCCAAGAUAGAGAGAGCCUUCCAUAUCUUUUACUACAUGGUGGCCGGAGCGAAGGACCAACUAAAGGAGGAGCUGUUACUGGAGGAUUUCGGGGCCUACCGGUUCCUGGUGGCAGGUCACGUGGAGGUGCCUGGUCAGGAAGAUGAUCAGAUGUUCAUAGAAACACUGGAGGCCAUGGAGAUCAUGGGUUUCUCUGAGGACGAGAGGACAGGCAUGAUGAAGGUGGUCUCCACUGUGCUCCAGCUGGGGAACAUUAAGUUCAACAAGGAGAGGAACAAUGAGCAGGCCACCAUGCCCGACAACACAGCGGCUCAGAAAGUGUGCCACCUGCAGGGUAUCAACGUGACAGACUUCACCCGUUCCGUCCUCACCCCCCGUAUCAAGGUGGGCAGAGAGGUGGUGCAGAAGGCUCAGACCAAGGAGCAGGCUGACUUUGCCAUCGAGGCCCUAGCGAAGGCCAUGUAUGAGCGGUUGUUCAGGUGGAUCCUGGCCAGGGUGAAUAAGACUCUGGAUAAGGCCAAACGUAAAGGAGCAUCAUUCCUGGGGAUCCUAGACAUCGCUGGCUUCGAAAUCUUUGAGGACAACUCGUUUGAGCAGCUGUGCAUCAACUACACCAACGAGCGUCUGCAGCAGCUGUUCAACCACACCAUGUUCAUCCUGGAGCAGGAGGAGUACAAGAGAGAGGGGAUCGACUGGGCCUUCAUAGACUUCGGCCUGGACCUGCAGCCCUGCAUCGAGCUCAUCGAGAGACCGAACAAUCCUCCAGGUAUCUUGGCUCUGUUGGAUGAGGAGUGCUGGUUCCCUAAAGCCACAGACUUGUCCUUCGUUGAGAAGCUGAUGAACACACACACGUCCCACUGCAAGUUCUCCAAACCCAAAUCACUCAAAGACAAGACUGCCUUCUCUGUUCUCCACUACGCUGGCAAGGUGGACUACAACGGGGCCAACUGGCUGACUAAGAACAUGGACCCUCUGAAUGACAACGUGACGGCUCUCCUCAACAACUCAUCCAACCCCUUCAUACAGGACCUCUGGAAGGAUGUGGACCAUGUGGUGGGUCUGGAGACCAUUACCAAGAUGUCAGAGAGCUCGGCCCCCAGCGCCACCAAGUCUAAGAAGGGCAUGUUCAGGACAGUGGGUCAGCUCUACAAGGAAUCCCUGGGCAAACUGAUGACCACGUUGAACAACACACAGCCCAACUUCAUACGCUGUAUCAUCCCCAACCACGAGAAGAGGGCAGGGAAGCUGGAUGCCAACCUGGUUCUGGAACAGUUGAGGUGUAACGGGGUUCUGGAAGGGAUCCGUAUCUGCAGACAGGGCUUCCCCAACCGCAUCGUGUUCCAAGAGUUCCGACAACGCUAUGAGAUCCUAGCAGCCAACUGCAUCCCAAAGGGUUUCAUGGACGGGAAACAGGCUUGUCAACUAAUGACACACUCUGAUGAGACUUCUGUCCACAGAGCGUUUAGUCAGCGUCAGGCCCAGCUGACUGCUAUGAAGGUGAUUCAGAGGAACUGUGCCGUCUACCUGGUCCUGAAGAACUGGCAGUGGUGGAGGCUGUUCACCAAGGUGAAGCCCCUCCUCCAGGUGACGCGACAGGAAGAAGAAAUGGGUCAGAAGGAGGAGGAGCUGAAGUCUGCCAAGGAUCUGGCUCAGAAGAGCCAGGUGGAACUGAAGGAGAUCUCCCAGAAACACACACAGGUAGUAGAGGAGCGAGCUAAACUGGAGCAGAAGCUUCAGGCGGAGACAGAGUUGUAUGCUGAGGCAGAGGAGAUGAGGGUUCGUCUGGAGGUCAAGAAGCAGGAGCUGGAGGAGGUGCUCCAUGAGAUGGAGUCGCGGCUGGAGGAAGAGGAGGAGAGAGCCACACAGCUGCAGCAGGAGAGGAAGGACAUGCAGCAGCAACUACAGGCCAUGGAGGCCCACCUGUCAGAGGAGGAGGACUCUCGUCAGAAGCUGCAGCUGGAGAAGGUGACUGUUGAGGGGAAGGUCAAGAAACUGGAGGAGGACGUUGUCAUCAUGGAGGACCAGAAUAACAAACUACUCAAGGAGCGUAAACUGUUGGAGGAGAGAAUAGCAGACUCCAGCUCUAACCUGGCUGAGGAAGAGGAGAAGUCUAAAAACCUGACCAAGCUGAAGAACAAACAUGAGUCUAUGAUCUCAGACCUGGAGGUGCGUAUGAAGAAGGAGGAGAAGGGCAGGCAGGAUGUGGAGAAGGCCAAGAGGAAGCUGGAGACAGAGCUGGCUGAUCUCCAGGAGCAGCUGGCCGACCUGCAGGCCCAGCUAGCCGAGCUCAGAGCACAGCUCGCCGCCAAGGAGGAGGAGCUACUGGCCACACAGGCCAGGUUGGAAGAGGAGUCUGCUGCAUGUGUUGCUGCGGUGCGUCGUGUCAGGGAGCUGGAGGGGUUGCUAGGUGAGAUCCAGGAGGACCUGGAGUCAGAGGGGGCUGCCAGGAGGAGGGCUGAUGCAGCCUGCAGAGACCUGGGAGAGGAGCUGAACGCUCUGAGGUCUGAGCUGGAAGACACUCUGGACACCACCGCCGCACAGCAGGAGCUACGGACGAAGCGAGAGCAGGAGGUUGCCAUGUUGAAGAAGGUGAUGGAGGAGGAAGGGAGGAACCAUGAAGCUCAGGUCCAGGAGAUGAGACAGAAACACACACAGACUGUUGAGGAACUGUCUGAACAACUGGAGCAGGCCAAGAGGGUGCGAGCCAGUCUGGAGAAGGCUAAGCAGGGAUUGGAGAAGGAGUCAUCUGACCUCAGCGCAGACCUCCACUCAUUGGCCAACGCCAAGCAGGAGGUGGAGCACAAGAGGAAGAAGGUCGAAGGUCAGCUGUCAGACUUGCAGUCGCGCUACAACGACAGCGAGAGACAGAGGGGGGAGCUGGGAGAACGAGUCUCUAAGUUGACCUCUGAGUUGGACAGUGUGAGCGGUCUGCUGAAUGAGGUGGAGGGGAAGAACAUUAAACUGUGUAAAGACCUGGUCAGUCUGGGGUCCCAGCUACAUGACUCUCAGGAGUUGUUGUCAGAGGAGACUCGUCAGAAGCUGAACCUGUCAGGUCGUCUUCGCCAGACAGAGGAAGACAGGAACAACCUUCUAGAACAGCUGGAGGAAGAG